Messenger RNA from Anthostomella pinea, 600 nucleotides. The record is from the annotation of a GenBank genome assembly. Lineage: Eukaryota; Fungi; Ascomycota; Sordariomycetes; Xylariales; Xylariaceae.
AUGAGCGCUGGUCCGGUCUCAUCUGUGCUGGCUGCCUUCGGGCUCGUCAGCAACAUGCUGCUUGUCUCUAAGGUGACCGUAUUCAUCUACCGCGCAUUCUUCCACCCGCUGAGGAGCUACCCAGGACCUCUCCUAGCGAAACUUUGGGCCUUCUCCACGUCCACAACGAUGAGCGCUCUCUUCUUCUACCUAUCCCGUUAUCCGAAAUGCUACCAACGCCUGUCCCACGAGAUAAGGGGCGCCUUUGAAACGGCCGCUAACAUUCGGUUUGGGCCUAAGCCAGCAAACUGCCAAUCUCUGCGAGUAUGCAUCGACGAGACCAUGCGCAUUUCACCACCCGUACCAGGCACCAUGUGGAGAGAGCUUCAGCCAGGCGACGGCAACGCAUUCGUGGUGGACGGCCACGUCAUCCCGCCAGGCACUCAACGAUGGCUCGCGUCUGAAACAACCGAAGCUGAGAGGAAGGUCAUGCGUGAUUCCUUUGCACCAUUCUCCAUCGGCUAUCGUGACUGCGCCGGGAAGAACAUGGCAUAUCUCAAGAUGAGCCUCGUGAUCGCCAAGACGCUUUGGCAUUUUGAUUUCAAGUCUCCGAAUGGAUAG